AUGGUCUCCUCUCUGCUUGCGGACGCGUUAUCAGAUCCAUCAUCAGUCCUCCAGGAUCUCUAUCAGAAGAACCGAGAAGCAAACAACUUCCCUCGUGUGGUGGUACACCACUUUGCGUCGGUCUUCGCUUCUGAUGCGGACAUCCAACAAGUACGCAUUCAGAACCUGUUUAUCUGCACUUGUUCAGGAAAUAAAAGGCCUCUAGUACGUUUUCGUGCUAUGGUGCAAUCGACUGGAACAGAAGUAUAUUGCAAAGAGCUCCCUGCCCGGCAGCUCGGUGGCUGGGGACUUGCAGAAGAAUGUGGAGACCGAGUGGAUGACGAUCCAACUUCACACGCCUAUGAGCAUUUCCUCGAUGAUCGGACGACCCUUUGGGCAGUAUCUGUUCCUGGUGAAUCGGCCUGGGCAUCCGGUACAGCGGUCAAAACGCUGAGUCAAACAAGUGCUCAAUCCAAGAAGAAUCCUUUUCCUUCCCAAGCACACCUUGGAGUCAACGUCAAACUUUAUGGAUCGGAGGCAGAAUCCUUAAAACUGACUGAUGUUGUGACGUUUGUUGGCAUCCUUGUAAACGCACCGAUACUCAAUGUUAACGAAGAAGAGAUUGAGGUGCCGACUUUGCAUACCGUGUUUCACCGUUCUCCGGAUGAGAGCAGACUGCCCUUCAAAUUCCCUAUGGAUAUGCUUGUGUUGGGCGCCCCAAAUGACAUAAUUCAAAAUCUCACACUGGGCCCACUCCAUGCUCUACGUUCCGAACUUAUCGCCUGGAUUGCCGCGGAGGGCCUUGGCGGAGACACCACCGUCGCCGAGUGGAUCUUGAUGGCGUGCAUAAGUCGUGUACAAUCUCGAGAACCACCCAUACUUCCCCUUUCCUUGACUAUCUCCUCUUUUCCUGCCCCGCCCCCUAUUCCGAACACCUCACCUACAAGGGUGAUUCUCGAGCCAACGAUCAAGCACGUUCUACAGCUGUUGCUUCCUGCCCUAGUCCAUUUGCCCCUCUCUAUCUCCUUCAUGAACGAAUCCCGCUUCCAACCACAAAGCGUGGACGAGGAGUUGCUUAGUGGGUGUCUCCAGCUUCCCGCUGGGACUGUGGUCCUUGUUUCGGACAGCGCUGUCUCUGAAGGGACGCUUCACGAGACCGGAGUGCGAAAUGUGGCAGCACUCAAACAAUGCGUCAGGAAUCAGACGCUGGAUUAUAUUUUCCCUUAUAGUUCGUUCCCUUUCCAAACGGAUUUGGAGUUCAUAGCUCUAGCACAGGGACGAACAUCACCUUUCGUCGAGACCGAUGUUUACGUGCCAUUGAGACCUGGGGAGGGCGUUUCGGUGCUGUAUAAAGACGCUGCGCAGGUACAGAAACCACCAGCGGAGAAAUUGAAACACUUUAGGGAUUUGCUCGGAGGCGCCAAGCAAGGCAAAGUCCAAAUCAGUGAAGAGAUAUCGCAAUUCAUUCAGCAAGACUAUGUUCGGGGGCGUCAAUCAUCCCCUUCUCCUGUCACGUCCGAUGAUCUCAUACUUCGGAUGUCAUUGGCAAGGUUGAUGUCUCUAUCCUUUCAUUCCCCAGAACUUACCAAGGACAUUUGGGCGAUCACGAAAAAACUGGACGAUUCAAGGAAGGAAUUACUGAGAGCAACGGCGCCGGGGGUUGAUCAAAGAGGACCAAUCUGA
Molecule: messenger RNA, 1662 nt
Organism: Cantharellus anzutake
Lineage: Eukaryota; Fungi; Basidiomycota; Agaricomycetes; Cantharellales; Hydnaceae
Exons: 10
Coding region: 1-1662 (553 amino acids)
Biological process (GO): DNA-templated DNA replication
Molecular function (GO): chromatin binding
Source: RefSeq, a predicted model, not a curated record